This is a messenger RNA of Solea solea (common sole), 1616 nucleotides long. RefSeq names its product ER membrane protein complex subunit 3-like. The coding region runs from base 155 to 940 and encodes 261 amino acids. The transcript has 9 exons. Lineage: Eukaryota; Metazoa; Chordata; Actinopteri; Pleuronectiformes; Soleidae. The record is from RefSeq and is a predicted model, not a curated record. Gene Ontology annotation, cellular component: EMC complex; membrane. Gene Ontology annotation, biological process: protein folding in endoplasmic reticulum.
UAUUUUGGCUGAGUUUCCGGUUAAACCGGAAGCAGCUACUUCCUCUCCGCCUGUUUAAAGCUACGUCGCGUGUCGCUCGCUUCGCUUACAAUUCGGAUUUAAUAAAUGUGAGCAUCCCCUGGUCGGUCUCUGUUGGCUGCUUGAGGACAGAGCGAUGGCCGGUCCAGAGCUCUUACUGGACUCCAGUAUCCGUCUGUGGGUGGUUCUGCCCAUCGUCUUCAUCACCUUCUUCGUCGGGAUCAUCCGUCACUACGUCACGCAGCUGCUCCACAGCGACAAGAAGGUUGAGCUGGAGCAGGUCUCUGACAGUCAGGUUCUCCUGCGCAGCCGCAUCCUCCGAGAGAACGGGAAGUACAUUCCCCGACAGUCUUUCGCCAUGAGGAAACAUUACUUCAACAACGUAGAGACGGGAUUCUUUAAGAAGGUCAAGAGGAAGGUCGUCCCCAAGAACCCUAUGACAGACACCAGCAUGUUGACAGACAUGAUGAAGGGAAACUUGACCAACGUUCUGCCCAUGAUUGUGAUCGGUGGAUGGAUAAACUGGGCGUUCUCUGGAUUCGUCAUCACAAAGGUGCCAUUCCCUCUGACACUGAGGUUUAAGCCCAUGUUACAGAGAGGAAUCGACCUGCUGUCACUCGACGCCUCCUGGGUGAGUUCUGCGUCCUGGUACUUCCUGAACGUGUUUGGACUGAGGAGCAUGUACAGCCUCAUACUGGGACAAGACAACGCUGCUGAUCAGUCGCGGCUCAUGCAGGAUCAGAUGACUGGUGCUGCCAUGGCGAUGCCCCCUGACCCCAACAAGGCCUUUAAGAGUGAGUGGGAGGCUCUGGAGAUCGUGGAACACAAGUGGGCGCUGGAGAACGUGGAGGAGGAGCUGAUGACCAGAGACCUCAACUUUGGAAACUUCUUCAGUCAGGAGGUGAAGUCGGCCAUGUUUUAGAACGACCACCGACCAAACUUUCCUGCAACACCUGAGUUCUGCCAGUGGAAGGUUCUGGAACACAGUCCUCACAAAGUCCACACAUCAAUAUAUAAAUUUACUACCUCAAACACUUUGAGUCACGUCCUUCAGUGCCUUCACAAAAUAUACACAAACAUAGAAUAUAUUUGUUGUCUGUAAAAGAGACAUUCACGGGUCUUUAAAAAGAUUCAGGCUCUGAACUUUAACCUUAUUAUUUAAUAUAACGGCACAAAAAAUGUCAUUUGAUCAUUUAUAUUAAGUAAAAAACAGAUCAAUGUUAAUUUAUAGGCUUUUGCAGAAUGUUUCUUAGCCAACUUUCUUCAAAAUAAUAGUAAAAUAAGUCCAUGACUCAGCGUUUUAGUGUCACAUGUUGGAUCAGUGUUUGUGAGUUCUGUGUUCCAGAGAAGAAAAGACGUUUGUGGACGAGGUCUGAGUUCCUUCACACGAAUCCUCAGGAAAACGUUUCUCUGCACGAGUUUCGUGGUUUCACAGCUCAGACGCAGCGUUCAAAGACGACUGGGACGUUUCAGCGCUCAAAGGAGGAGAGGAGCUUUAUACGUGACGCAGGUGUGUUUGUUGUCAUCACCCUGCUGGACUGUUAGCGCCUUCUAUUUCCUCACUGACGCCACACUUCAAUAAAUGUGCCAAUCACUCA